This is a messenger RNA of Labeo rohita (rohu), 3267 nucleotides long. Its product is annotated as NACHT, LRR and PYD domains-containing protein 3-like. NCBI's taxonomy places the organism in Eukaryota, Metazoa, Chordata, Actinopteri, Cypriniformes, Cyprinidae. The record is from RefSeq and is a predicted model, not a curated record. Gene Ontology annotation, molecular function: protein binding.
CUGUCAUUCUUCUCAUUCUCACGUCUCUUCCUGGUAGAAGUGAAAGACAUUUCAGAGCUGCUGUUCAACACAACAGUUCAGAGGAGAAAGAAAGAUCUGCAAAUAUAAUUUGAGCUGUGAAUCAGUGAAGGACGAUGGCGUCUGUUAAACAUCUGCUUAAGACCACACAGAACUUGGAAAAUGCUGAACUGAAGCAGUUUCAGCAGAACUUAGAAGAAGAUCAUGAGUGUAUAUCAAAGUCUGAAAUGGAGAAUGCAGAUACGAUAAAAACAGUGGAUAAGAUGGUGACGUGUUUUGGACGAGAUGAAGCUGUGAAGAUCAUGGUUGGCAUCCUGAGGAAGAUUAACCAGAAUGAACUGGCUGAACAGCUGGAGAACGAACACAAGCAAGUUAUAGAGCUGGAAAACUUAUUGAAACCUCACAAAACCAACAUGAAGAAGAAAGCAGAACAUAUUUUUGAGGGCCAUAAAGAAACUUACACAGAUCUUAAGGCUGUUUACACAGAACUGUUCAUCACAGAGGGAGAUAUGACAGAUGUCAAUCAGGAACAUGAGAUUCUGAAGAUUGAUGAUGCUCUAAAGACCCAGAAAUCACAGGACAAACCAAUCAAAUGUGAAGAUAUAUUUAAUGAACUGAGGAAAAAGAAUGAGAAGAAGAUUGUGCUGACCAAGGGAGUUGCUGGCAUUGGAAAAACAUUUUCUGUGCACAAAUUCAUCCUGGACUGGGCAGAAGGAAAAACCAGUCAGGAUAUAGACUGUGUGUUUCUGCUUCCAUUCAGAGAGAUCAACAUGAUUAAAAACAGACAGAUCAGUUUCCAUGAGUUUCUGCUGAGAUUUUAUCCUGAAUUGAAGGACCUGGAGAAAUCACAGUUAUAUACAGAAUCUAAACUUGCAUUUAUAUUUGAUGGACUUGAUGAGAGUCGUCUGCCUCUGAAUUUUAACAGUAGGUCAUUGAACACUGUUGAGGAAAGAUCAUCUGUAGAUGUGCUGUUUACAAAUCUGGUCAAAGGGAAUCUGCUUCCAUCAGCUCUGGUCUGGGUGACCUCACGACCAGCAGCAGCCAAUCAGAUUCCUGCUCGAUAUGUAGGUUUGUUCACUGAGGUGCGAGGAUUCACUGACCAACAGAAGGAGCAGUACUUCAGAAAGAGUAUCAGAGAAAAGACUCUGGCUGACAGAAUCAUCUCACACAUCAAGACGUCUCGUAGUCUCUACAUCAUGUGCCACAUUCCUGUGUUCUGCUGGAUCACAGCCACAGUACUUCAGCAUAUUCUCAUCCGGAGCAGUGAAGAGAAAAUCAGCACAACACUCACUGAAAUGUACAUCCACUUCCUGCUGAUACAGAUGAACAUGAAGAACCAGAAGUAUGAUGAAAAAAAACUAAGACAACCUACAAAGCUCUUACAUUCAAACAAAAAAAUUAUUCUGAAAUUAGCCAAGCUAGCAUUUGAACAGCUGAAGAAGGAAAACAUUGUGUUUUAUGAGAAAGCUGAAAAAUGUGGUAUUGAUGUGGGUAAAGACACUGAGUUCACUGGAAUGAUAGCUGAGAUCUUUAAGAAGGAAAAUGGACUUUAUGAGAAGGUUUUCAGCUUUGUGCAUCUGAGUGUUCAAGAGUUUCUCGCUGCAGUGCAUGUGUUCAUCUGUUACCUGAACAAGAACAUGCGAGAGCUUCAGUUUUUCUUUGAAGAUUCACAAUCUUCAAUCAAAUUUCAUGAGUUAACAAAGAGUGCCACUGAUAAAGCAAUGCAGAGUAAGAGAGGACAUCUGGACCUGUUUCUGCGGUUUCUGAUGGGAAUUUCACUGGAGUCCAGUCAAAACCUGCUUGAAGGCCUGAUCACACAAACUCAAGACACCACAGAGAGCAUCAGACAAACAACUGAAUACAUUAAACAAUUACAAAACAAUAAUAUCACAGAUGAAGCUGCAGUCAACCUAUUCUACUGCUUACUUGAGCUCAAAGAUCAUUCAUUAUAUGAGGAAAUCCAGAGUUACCUCAGUUCAGAUGAACAUCCAGGAAGAAAACUCUCAUCUUCAAUGUGCACAGUGCUGACCUCAGUACUGCUCAUGUCAGAGAAGGUGCUGGAUGAGUUCAACCCAAAGAGGUUCACGUCAUCACAAGCAGACUACAAGAGACUCAUUCCAGCUGUGAGAUGCUGCAGAAAAGCCCUAUUUGAUGGCUGUGGUUUUGAUGAAACAUGCUGUGAAACUGUGUCUUCGGCUCUACAAUUGUCAGACUCUCAUCUGACAGAGCUGGAGCUGAGUAAUAAUCACCUGCAAGAUUCAGGAGUGAAGCUGAUUUAUGAUGGACUGAAGAGUCCAAACUCUAAGCUGGAGAUGUUGAGGCUGUCUAGGUGUAAACUCACUGCUCAGUCCUGUGAGAGUUUGUCUUCAGCUCUACAGUCCUCAAACUCUGUCCUGAGAGAACUGGAUCUGAGUAACAAUGACCUGCAGGAUUCUGGAGUGAUGCUUCUUUCUGAAGGACUGAAGAGUCCAAACUCUAAGCUGGAGAUGUUGAGAUUGUCCACAUGUAAUCUCACUGCUCAGUCUUGUGGGAGUUUGUCAUCAGUUUUGAAAUCCUCAAACUCUGUCCUGAGAGAACUGGAUCUGAGUAACAAUGACCUGCAGGAUUCUGGAGUGAUGCUUCUUUCUGAAGGACUAAAGAGUCCAAACUGUCAGCUGGAGAUACUGAGGUAACUGGUUUUCCAUUAAAUAAUUAACAAAAUGUUACCACAAUAAAUGGCCACUGAAUUUUGUCAACAAAUGUUUAAUCUGCUUUCAAUGCAAUGCCAGAACAAGAGACAAAAACAUUCCCAGAUAGCAUCCGGAUGUGGGCCACCUUUGGCAAAAAUAUGGCACAAUCAACAAAGGCUAAUCAGGGUGUAAACCAGAUGUGGUCCAGGUAUAUUAAAGUGUAUUUGGGUCAGUUUUGGCAAAGAUAUGGCACAUUAAACACUGGCUAAUGUGGCUGUGAGCCUAAAGUGGCCAACAUAUAAAAUGACAAAUAUUGGCCAAAUAAUUCACAACAAUUUGGGCCACUUUUGGCAAAUAUAUGGCACAGUCAGCUUUGGCUAAUCAGUAUGUAAGCCUAACUUGUCCCACAUUUGACAUGGCAAAUAUUCCCCAUAUAUCAUAAAACAGAUGAAGGCCACUUCUGGUUUGGAUGUAGCACUUCACACUGGCUAAUUGAAAUGUACAUUUGAAAUAGUAAAUAUGGCCUAAAUAUUUUAAUAGAAUUUGGCUACUUUUAGUAGGAUGCAACACAGUUAACUGA